Anneissia japonica is the source of this 3032-nucleotide messenger RNA. Its product is annotated as serine-rich adhesin for platelets-like. Lineage: Eukaryota; Metazoa; Echinodermata; Crinoidea; Comatulida; Comatulidae. The record is from RefSeq and is a predicted model, not a curated record. Bases 1 to 2124 code for a protein of 707 amino acids. The transcript has 5 exons.
AUGGGGCAAGGCAGAGUAAUGGCGAUAAACUUAGGUGAUACAGUACUAUCAGAUCAAGUGUACCGUUCACCUGUGUUUCCGCCUCCAUGCAGUAAGGUGCCCAAGCUUCCAGGUCGAGACCCGAAUGUGCAAGAAAGAAGGGAUGUUCUACAAGAUGGAGUAAAAUUGAUCACAGAUGAGGAUGAAAGCAAAAAUGAUAGCAAUAUUAAUGAGAAGAGAAAUGAAAAUGAUAAUGACAGUGACAGCACAGAAAUUGAUGAGGACAGAAAUUACAUGAGUGAUGUCAUUAAAGAUUCAGAUGAAAGCCCAAAGAGGGCGACAUUUCUGUUAGGCCAUUCACAGAUUAAUAAUGAAGACACAGAUGCAAAGGUAUUAGAAAUAGGCAUUACAGAAUCAUGUGUACCUGAAAUGGCAGCAACAGAGGCAGAGGAACCAGAAAUGGUGGCACCAGAGGCAGCAGUGCCAGAAGAUGUAGUGCAGACUGAUCAGCAAAUGUCAGCAGUACCAGAAGAUGUAGUGCAGACUGAUCAGCAAAUGUCAGAAGCAACGUCAAAGAACAACUCCUGGGUGGAUGAUGAGGAACAAGAAGCUUUGCAGGACCUAGAGAGACGACUAAAAAAGUUGAGAAAUGGAGAACCGAGUAUUCAUUGUAAACUGAUGUCGAUUAAAAUGCAGUUAAGGCUCUUAAAUGAAUCUUUCAAGGAACAAAGAACAGCAAGUCUCAAAAAGUUGGCCAAACUUCAACGAGAAUCUAGUAAAAAUAAGCAACAUGAAAAACUGGUGAACAUAUCUUCAAAGCAGAAGGUCCUGCUGAAACUUGUGAAGAUCUACAGAAACAUAUCAAAUGAAUAUGAUAUUGACAUUAACAUAAGCAAUUCUUCAACCCCUGAUGGAAAGAAGUCGGGUGAUGGCAGGCAGCUUUCCAGGCAUCAGUCAAAAGCCCACCAAGUAGAAUCAUAUGAAGUAGGACAUUCCAAUCAGAUUUCUGCUACAGGUCAGCAGAAAAGAUCAAUCCAACGUUUACCAAGAAGAGAUCACCAAAGAAGGGUAGCAAAAGAUGUUGAUUUAAACUUAGUUGUUGAAAAGUUAAUAAGCGCAGGAUUAGCCAUGUCAACUACUGCGACUACAUCAUCGACAUGCUCUGGUGAUUCAGUCGCCCCUAUAGGAGAAAUGAUCCAAGGAAUCUCUAAGAUAAGAGAACAUUCUUUGUCAGAUACUGUGCUCGGGGACAACAAUAUCACUUCUAAGCAAGUACUGCCAACUUCUGGUAGCACUGCAAGCCCUUGUCAAGAAGACGCUAAUAUAACAGUGGCAUUGACCAAAGAAAGAGAAGAUAGAACAUCAACAAUGAAACUAGUGAUCCAGGCAGGUGCUGAUGUCUGUAGCUCAGUCCGCAACCAAGUUACUAACAGCACAUCUGCUCAAAGCCAAAAGAUUAUUUCAACUAAUCACCCAUAUCAGACGACAUCACAAAGUACUCUAUGUUCAUCGAUGUUAGAGAAAAAGAAAAUAUCUGUUAAAAACACAAAUGCACCUAAGGUUAUUAACAUCUUAAAACCAUCAAAAGAAGUUGAAAAUAAUAUGUACUUAUCCUCCUCAAUGAUUGCUAAUAAUUCAAGAACUGUGAUGACCAAUCAAACCUUAAGAAAUGCCUCUCUAAACUAUGCCAUGAGUAAGUCUAAAGGUCGAGGGGUAACAAUCCAAUACCAAGCAUCGCUACAUCCGUCCACAAGUAGAAGCAAUAUUGUAACAUCACCCUCAUCUAUAUCAACAUCAUCUGUAUCAUCUUCCAGUGCUACUGUCAAAACAUCAUCACUGUCACCGAUCAUUACCACAACAUCUACAACAACAGCAGCAGCAUCUCAAUCCUCUUUGAAUACAGCAAAUUCAUUAUCUUCUGAUGCAUCACUAGCAAAACAGCCAGCUGACGAUCAACCUCUCAAAGAUCUUCUGAAAAACUGUCGAGUAUCUCUGAUAGACGAUAGUGAACUUUUCCCCUCAAGACCCUACCUCCCAGAAUUAUUUUGGACUGAGAGUUUUGCAAGCAUUGAUCUGCCCUCUGCCCUUAUCAACGAUAUUGAUAACUGGACCAAUGCCGAAACGAAUGAUAAUCAUCAGACUUAGAAAAAUGAAUCUUAUCAAUCAAUGUACCAACUGACCGAAUAGGGCCAUGAAUACGCGCGUGUCACAAACACGCGUUGUCCCACAAACGCACGUGUGUUGCGUAUGUUUUUAUACUGUCGUCUUGUGGGACCUUAGCAACAAUAUCCAAGGGGCGGGGCUUAGCGGAAAGGCCCAUUGUUUAGGUGACGUAGGGUAUCAAUAGAAAUGAUUUGUCUUUAGCCACAACUCGCACCAAAUAAUUUCGUGAAUGAAUCAUAAAUAUAAACUGCAUAGGCCUAGAUAUUACGAGAAUGUUAUUGUCGUUUUAAUUAUGAUUCUGAUUAUUAAAUUGUUUCAUGUGUCUUUUCAUAUUUGCAUUUAUUCAAUAUGGCAUAUACGAUUUUUUUUGUACCAUAUGCAGGAAUGUUUAAUAAUGAUUUCAUUGCUGUAUUUUUCCAUCUAUUUGUUUUACCAUUCAUCAAUAAAUAACGCGUUUGUCAAUUUAAUAGAACUCUGGCUGUUUAAUAUGUCUGUUGAUUUGUAUGUGUAUGAUACAUUUUAAUUAAUGUGCUAUGGUAUUUCAAAAAUCUUCCUGAGUUGCAUCAUGUUCAGUUCCCAAGGCCAAGCGAUACUACUGUACUAUAGAGAUCACUGUUUCAAAUUGAUAAUUUUCUUCCUUGGUUGUGCAGUGAAUAAUGUGUGUGAUCAUACAAACUACAAAGACGCCACGUAGAUGACUAGAACUGAAGAAUUAAAUACAUGGGUUGAGUUCAGAGUUGGUGAUCGAAAACGUUAUAAGUAUUGGGAAGUUUUUUUUUCUCACAAUGACGUCAAUAAAACAGAUAUAAAUACCAUAACAGCAAGCUGUUACUACAGCACGAACGAGAUCAUAAAAUGCAACAUGAGCAUUUGUUAGGCUAAUAUGUAAA